AUGCCCGGUGCGGGCCUCCAGCUCUUUGCGAACACCUACGCUCCGCGCUUGCUGGAGCGGCCCCGCUCGCCAGUGCCAUGCGGCUGGGCGGGAGGAGGCGAACCCCCCACCCUGAAACGGCUGCGGCGCCGCUGCUCCUUGCGCCUCGGUGUUUGCCCACCCCCCGACCCCACCGUGUGCUGCUGCGGCCUGGGAGCGCGGGGAGUUGUUCCCUCCCUUCCUUGGGCUUUAAGAGCAGCUAGGAAAGCCCGGGAGCUGGGAAGCCACCAAAAAUACAGAGCUAUUCUGAAGAAAGAAAAGCGAAAAAAAAAGCGGCAGGCACUUGCCAAACUAAGAGACUCAGAAGCUACAGAAAAAGAUGAAUCUGUGUCUGAGGAGGAAGAGGAGGAACUGGAAGAAGAGGAGGAAGAAGAAGAAGAAGAAAAAAAACUUGAGGCAGAAAGACAAAAACUACAUGAGCAGUGGUUGCUGAGAGAAGAAAAGGCGCAAGAAGAGUUCAAGCUUAAGAAAGAAAAAGAGGAGGCUGCAAGAAAACGUCAAGAAGAGGAAGAGGUGAUGUAUAAACUGAGUGUUACAGUUGUGUCUGGCAAUGAGGUAGACUUAGUGUAAUACCUUUUACUGUUCUGUAGUGGACCCAGUUUUCCUGAUGUUGGUGCAUUUGAAAGUAGGAAGAUCAAAGAAGAAUGGGAAGAGCAGCAAAGAAAAGAGAGAGAAGUGGCACAGCAGAAGCAACAGGAGAAGAAAGAGAGAGAGGCAGCUGUGCAGAGGAUGCUGGAUCAAGCUGAAAGCCAGCUGGAGAAUGGUGUGACCUGGCAUAACCCAGAGCCCCCAGAGAAUAUAGGAACAGAGAAGGACAGAGCGAAUUGCCCAUUCUAUAUUAAAACGGGUUCUUGCCGAUUUGGAGACAGGUGUUCUCGCAAGCAUAAUUAUCCAACAUCUAGUAAGACGCUACUCGUCCGAGGGAUGUUCAUUACUUUUGGCAUGGAGCAGUGCCGGAGAGAUGACUAUGACACGGACGCGAGUCUCGAGUACAGCGAUGAGGAGACCUACCAGCAGUUCCUGGAGUUCUACGAGGACGUGCUCCCUGAGUUUCAGAACGUGGGGAAGGUUGUUCAAUUCAAGGUCAGUUGCAACUACGAGCCUCACCUGCGAGGAAACGUCUAUGUCCAGUAUCAGUCGGAGAAGGACUGUCAGGCAGCUCUUGCUCUAUUCAGUGGACGAUGGUAUGCCGGCCGACAGCUUCAUUGUGAAUUCUGUCCUGUGACGAGGUGGAAAACUGCUAUAUGCGGCUUAUUUGAAAGGCAGAAGUGUCCAAGAGGGAAACACUGCAACUUCCUUCAUGUAUUCAAAAAUCCAAACAAUGAGUUUUGGGAGGCCAAUAGAGACAUACGUGUUUCUCCCGAACGGACUAAUCAGUUGUCUAAAAACUCUGAAAGGAGAAACAGAACGAGCCAUCGUGAUGACUAUUACAGCCGGUCAAGGAGAAGGGGCAGCCCAAGCUCAGAUCAUUCUUACCGGAGAAACGGAGAAUCUGAGAGAAAAAAGAAUCGCCGCAAAAACAAGAGAAGGCGUCGAUCUGGAAGGUCAAGAAGUCGAGAAAGGAGGAGGUCACGCAGCAGGGGGAGAAAGAGGAGAGGCCGCAGUCGCAGCAGAAGUCAUAGUCGAACACGCAGUAGGAGCAGAAGUCGGAGUUCCUCUCGAUCCAGGAGCAGGGGUAAAAAGAGAUCAAGCAGCAGAGGAAAAAAUAGUGAAACUCCCAAAACAAAGUGAGAAUUACUUUUAGAAAUUGCUAACUGAUCAACCAUAGAGCUGACAAAGAAAUCUUUCCCAUAGGGCACCAGAUAUAUUUGACAAAUAAAGUGUUCUUGCACAUUAAAAUGUUUCUUCCUAAUAAAGGAACCUAGUUUAUUGUGUGCUAAGCUUCAGAAAAUUAAAAGUUUAAGUCCUUAAUAAGGUGUGAAUGUCAAGUACUCUAGCUACUCUGUC
Leptosomus discolor (cuckoo roller) is the source of this 1986-nucleotide messenger RNA. Lineage: Eukaryota; Metazoa; Chordata; Aves; Leptosomiformes; Leptosomidae. The record is from RefSeq and is a predicted model, not a curated record.